GAAUCGAAUAUAAGUAUAAACUCUUUUACUCUCUUAUAUGUGCAGUGCCUCUGAUCACUGGAACUUAAUGGCUUCCUGUUCUUCUUCUUUCUCCCCUUCUUCUUCAUUUUCCCGUUCUUCUUCUUUUUCCCGUUGUUCUUCUUUUUCUUCUUCGUCUUCUUCUUCUACUACUCCAAAACUAAAGUACAAAGUUUUUCUUAGUUUCCGAGGUGAGGAGACUCGGAAAAACUUUACAAGUCAUCUGUAUGAUGCCUUCAACCGGGAAAACAUUAAUACUUUCAUUGAUUCUAAACUUAACAGAGGAGAAGAAAUUUCUCCAGCUCUUUUGACUGCAAUCGAACAGUCAAAGAUCUCAGUUAUCAUUUUCUCUGAAGGGUACGGUUCUUCGAGAUGGUGUCUCCAAGAACUUGAAAAGAUCCUUGAAUGCAAGAACAAGUAUGGUCAGAUUGUAAUUCCAGUCUUUUAUCGCGUAGAUCCAUCAGAUGUAAGGCAUCAAGAUAGAGAUUUUGGAAAGGCAUUUUCCCAGCUUGAAGAUCGUUUUAAGGUUGAAGAUCCAGGGUUGUUGCAGAGAUGGAAGACUGCUUUGACGGACAUAAGCAACCUAGGUGGCUUUGUUUCAAAUAACACUAGAGAUGAAUCAACACUUGUAAAGGAUAUUGUUGAGGAUAUUUUGAAGAAAUUGAAUGAUGAGUACUUGGAAAUUGACAACAAGAACCUAGUAGGGUUGGACUCAAAGAUUGAGAAAAUUGAAAAUUUAUUAUCAUCCGAUGAUGUUCGCAAGUUAGGAAUUUUGGGCAUUGGAGGUAUAGGGAAGACAACUCUUGCUGGUGCUAUAUUUAGAAAGAUCUCUAGACAAUUUGAAACUUCAUACUUCAUUCGGAACAUUAGAGAAGAAUCAGAAAAAAGUGGGGGCUUAAGUGACUUGCGCCAAAGACUUAGUUCUAAAAUUUUUGGGGACAAAAAUCCCAAUAUCGGAUUCACCUUACAAAAAAGAAGGCUUGGCCAUGCUCUUAUCGUUUUCGAUGAUGUGACAAAGUUAGAACAAAUGGAAUGUUUAAUGGAAGAUUUUGAUUACCAGGACUCUGAAAGUCGAAUAAUCAUAACAACAAGGGAUGAACAAGUUCUAAUAAAAUGUGGUGUGGAUCCCAUACACAUAAUCAAGAUGGAAGAAUUGUCUAGGGAUGAAGCUUUUCAGCUUUUUAACAAAUAUGCAUUUGGAGAAAGCAGCCCAGCAGAAGAUUAUUCUGAGCUAUCAUCAAAGGCAGUAGCAUAUGCUAAAGGUAUUCCAAUAGCUCUUAAAAUUUUAGGGUCCUCUCUAUUCAAGAGGACAAAGCAAGAUUGGGAAGGUGUUUUACAAAACUUGAAGAAAAGUCCUCAUAAGGAUAUCCAAAGGGUCUUCAAAGUGAGUUAUGAUGGGUUAGAUUACAACGAACAAGAAGUAUUUUUGGAUAUUGCAUGUUUCUUUAAAGGUUGUGGAAGAUAUCUUUUGGAAGAGGUCUUGGAUUCUUGUGGCUUUGUCUCACAUAGUUGUAUAAAUGUUCUCAUUGAAAAGUCUCUCAUCACUACCCCAUCCAACAUCAUAACAAUGCAUGAUUUACUUCAAGAAAUGGGUAAAGAAAUUGUUCGACAAGAAUCCGUUGAUGAUCCUGGCAAACGUAGUCGGUUAUGGGAUGAGAAGGACAUCUUUUCGGUGUUGACCAAAAAUACGGGGAAAAAAGCUAUUCGAAGCAUAACUUUGGAUUUGUCUAAAGCAAGAGAGAUGCAAUUACAACCAAAAGCUUUCAAGAAGAUGUAUAACCUGAGGUUCCUGGAAGCCUACGGCUUUACCCGCGGUAACAAGGUAUAUGGUUUUGAAGACCUGAAAUCUGAUUUCUCUGAGCUAAGGUACCUUUGUUGGUAUAAUUAUUCUGCGGAAUCAUUGCCACGAAAUUUUAAUCCAGAAAACCUUGUUGCCCUCUACAUGACUUGUGGUAGGGUUAAACGACUUUGGACUGGUGUCAAGGAUCUUUAUAAGUUGAAACAUAUCGACCUUAGCAACUGCGAGCAUCUAGUUGAAAUGCCAAAUCUCUCAAGAAGCCCAAAUCUUGUGAGCUUGAUUCUACAAGGUUGUACAAAUUUGCAGGAGGGUUUCUCCUCUAUCUGUGGUCUCAGUAAGCUUGUCCUCUUGAAUCUACAACAAUGUAAAAGCUUUGAAAGUCUUACGAUCAACCCUUGUUGCAAAUGUCUUCGACAACUUGUCCUCUCCGAGUGUUCAAAUCUGAAAAAAGUUCCAUACAUCCCGGAGACGGUAGAAGAGUUGUAUUUAGAUGGAACUGCAAUAACAGAAUUGCCCUCAUUGAAGCAUCUUUCCAGUUUAAAAAUAUUGAGUCUCGAGAAUUGUUUGAAACUGGAAAGUCUUCCAGAGAGCAUUGGUGGAUCAGAAAAUCUUCGAGUAGUUAUUCUCUCCAAUUGUCCAAAGAUCGAAACGGUUCCAUACAUCCCUGGUAGUGUAGAAGAGAUAUAUUUAGAUGGAACUACAAUUGAAGAACUGCCGCCAUUAGAGCAUCUAUCCACUCUCCUGAAAUUGAGUCUCAAAAAUUGUUUAAGACUAAAGAGUCUCCCAGAGAGCAUUGGUGAGUUUAAAUCUCUUCAAUGUCUUUAUCUUUCGGGCUCUUCGAAAAUCGACAGAUUGCCUGAUGGCCUCAAGAAUUUGAAGGCCCUGGAGGAAAUUGAAGUUGAGGGAAUUGGUAUAACAGAUAUACCUUCAUUGACUCUAACUUGUUUGAACAACCUGAAGAAAUUAUCUUUCCUGCGAUGUGGGCUUCAAAAGCCACCGGUUUCGCUACUGUCCCAGUUGCCAGCCUGCCACAAACUGGAGCAUCUAAAUCUGGAAGACUGUUAUAUCGAAGUGUUACCCGAAAAUCUUGGUGAAUUACACUCGCUGACAUUUUUAUAUCUUGGUGGAAACAAUUUUAGGACUCUUCCAGAGAGCAUCAAAGAGCUCUCUAAGCUCUAUGAGCUUGGUUUAAGCGAUUGCCGGAAGCUGAAGUCCUUACCGCAGCUUCCAGAUAAGUCACUACGUAUAGAAGCAAAGGGCUGCACAUCACUAGAAACGGUAUCAGGCUUACCAACUCAAUGCCUAAGCAUGGGAACUCACAAUGAGGAAAUCAGCUUUAUCAAUUGUUUCAAUCUGAAACUGAAUCUGACUGACACUCUGACAAAUAUUGAGAGAAAUGCAGAUCUAUGGUUUAGCUCUGGAGAAAACACAACAUCGCUGUCAAGGGUUAAGCUGCCAAAGGUAUAUAACCUGCCAAAGGGAUACAGCCUGCCAAAGGCUUCAAUAUGUUACCCUGGAAACGAAAUUCCGGACUGGUUUCCUUUUACCAGUCAGACAGGUUAUAUAGAGCUUCCAACAGAUUGGCUUAAUGAUGAUUUAAUUGGUUUUGCUUUUUGCGCUGUUGCAUCAUUCCGGGACUACGAAGAGGCUGAAGCUUUCCAAGUUCGUUGUUUUCUGGUAGUCAAUGAGGAGAUCGUUUCAGCUGGCUGCUUGUUUAAUGAAGAAGGGCAUGAAGUUAUUGAAUCAGAAGAGGCUAUUGAAUCAGGAGAUCAUUUAUUCUUAGGAUAUGACUAUGAAAUCAUGGCCCUGGAAUUGCUUACAGCCAGUUUGGAUAGCAAGGGCUACAUGGAGUUCUUUGUUGAGCAUGGAAGUAAUAACUGCAGGAAAAAAUGCAAAGUGAAGAACUGUGGAGUCAGAUUGCUGUACGCCAAAGAUAAAACAGCUGCAACACUGGAGAGAGACUUGAGAUUUCCAAAUGCUAUAAAUGCCUGCUUGAGGUGCUAUCUCUUUUGCUGCGUGCAACAUGAAGAAAUGGACGAAAGCAAAACAUUCGAAAUGUUGGAUACUUGGUCCUCUUAUUCAGAAAUAUACAAGCCUCCAAUACGAAGGGAUUAUUCAGUGUACAUCGGGUGCAAAAUUUUAGCACACCAUCAGCAUCGGAGGCGCAUGGACUGGGCCAGACCCUGAAUGAAACUUGGAGCUUGAAAUCCCCUUGCGAGCUUAUUAUAUCAGACUGGGUUGAUCUCGAGCUCACGUGUUAAUGAUUUAGCCGACAACUGGGCAUGUGGACAAGUAUUUUCCAGUGACCGUCAUCCAAUGUUUUCUAUAUUUUCUUACCUGGCAUAGGAUUAUUUUGCUGGUGUUUGGUUUUUCUGGACUCUGGAAUGAUGUUAAUUGUACUGUAAUAUUGUAUGCUCCCAUUAUUUGAAUGCUCUGUGUUGUUUGAAACACUACUUUUUUGUUAGCUUUUCCUGAUGUUUUUGCCUACUAUCUCU
This is a messenger RNA of Mangifera indica (mango), 4311 nucleotides long. Its product is annotated as disease resistance protein RPV1-like. The transcript has 7 exons. The record is from RefSeq and is a predicted model, not a curated record. Lineage: Eukaryota; Viridiplantae; Streptophyta; Magnoliopsida; Sapindales; Anacardiaceae. Gene Ontology annotation, biological process: defense response; signal transduction. Gene Ontology annotation, molecular function: ADP binding. Bases 38 to 4003 code for a protein of 1321 amino acids.